GUCAGACAGAGAAUGCAUGUGAGGUGUAUUCACUCAUACGUUGCUAGACAAAUCGCGACAUUCGGUCUAUAAAGGUCUGCGAGAAGUCGAGCACAUUUACGUUAAGGAGUAAAUCUACUGAUCUCAAACGUCCUAAUAAUGAUAUCGCCUAUCACGUUGUAAGUUCUCUUUUAAUCGAGCCCUUUUACAGUCGCGUUGUUAAUCGUGUUAAGGUCAUAUAUUGCCCCUGGACUGAGAAUAAUGGCUUCCUCCUUGAGUCAGUUACGUUUGCUGCAUGGUGUUCUUAAUCACGUUUGCUGUAAAAUUUGUAAAAACAUCGGUCAAGUCAAAGUUCAAGCUUUGUCAUUUAAUGCUACAUGCCAAGUACCAGAUUCAAGGAGCAACUGUAAUGUGGAGCUUGGUGUGACAAGGAAUGGUGAAACAGUAGUGUGUGUUCAUCCUGCCAAAGACUUUUCUUAUGAGUUUACUAAACCCAUCCCCAGGCAAGAUUCCACCACUGAUCCUGCAGAAAGCUUUGAUCUGGUACUAAAGUCUCAUCUCAACCAGAAACUUAAAAAUAAAAAGUCAUCAACUAUGGACGAGCUUAGCCAAGUGUUCCACACCACAAAGCACUGCUGGUACCCCGCUGGACAAUACCAUACACGGCGCAGAAACCAAAAUCCUCCAAAAGACAGAUAGUUUCUGAUGAAAAAUGAUGUGGGUACAAUUAAACAGGAUACACUUCUUGUGGUAAAGCUUCAGUGAUCUCAAUUGCAAUCAAAGUGUAAUACUGUAUUUGUUUUACAGAAGUUCAAAUAUUAUUUUGCAUCCCAUGUAUGAAUAAACAAAUGUGUACUUGCCUUUCUAGUCUGUUUUUUUAGUCUAUUUUUAUGCCUUUAAAAACUAAUACAGCAAGCUGGGCUCAUAAUAUAAAUUAUGUUCCUCUGAUCUGUACUGCAAAUAUCACACCAUUGUUGUGAUUGCACUCAAUUUGUACCUUGUGUUGUAUAAUUAUUACACAACAAUUGUUAAUACUUAUAAUGCACUGUGUCCACUUCCAAAGUAUUUACGUACUUGUUAUCGGUGUCCCGCAAAGGUAGUGAGAAAAACCUAAGCACAGGUAAAAUUCCAUCCUUUGAGAAAGCAGGCGAGGUCACUCUGAGAGUGAGGGGGAAUUUUACCUGUAUUCACGCUGUGCUGGCACAACAAAUAGAGACUGAUUAUCACAGCAAUCAAACUAAGGAUCCAUGAUGUAUUGAAUAUUUUGAUGGCUGUGAGUGAUUGCUGACUGCAUUAUAGUGUGUGGUGAUCUCUGAUGUAUUAAUGGGUAUACCGUUACAAGUGUAAUAGAGCACACACUCUUCUUAAGCAAAGGUUUAGCUAACAAUUCGGUUGAGUUGAGUGGUGAAUUAGAGCGAGAGACAGAUACAGAGACAAGCAGACAGUCUAGUUGAUUCGGGUCCAACUUGGUCCUAGUGUAUGGACUUAAUUGUUAUUUAUCUACAUAGUUUAAGCUGCUACAUGCCAUGUAUAACUUUUGUACAGUUUUGUAAAUAUUUGUAAAUAGUUUGCACCUUGUUGAAGAACUUGUUGGACUAAAUAAACUCACUCUGCACUUUGGCCCAUA
This is a messenger RNA of Trichomycterus rosablanca, 1606 nucleotides long. It is a transcript of the gene mrpl42, whose product is annotated as mitochondrial ribosomal protein L42. The transcript is spliced from 5 exons. Bases 241 to 678 code for a protein of 145 amino acids. The record is from RefSeq and is a predicted model, not a curated record. Gene Ontology annotation, cellular component: mitochondrial large ribosomal subunit. NCBI's taxonomy places the organism in Eukaryota, Metazoa, Chordata, Actinopteri, Siluriformes, Trichomycteridae.